AUGUGGGAUCUGCGGCGUAUUUUCUCCGUGACGAGUAAGAAAAAAGCAAAACCGAAAUUUGUUCUGCCUUAUCGUGGCAUUUCUCAAAAACGCAGCGUUUUCGCGUAUACCGGGCAUCAAACAGAUUCAUUCUACAUCAAAUUGGACGUCAGUCCGGAUGAUCGAUACAUCAUCUGUGGCAGUUCAGACCGACGCGCACACAUCUAUGCAGUCGGUCAACGACGCCAGUGCCCAGUCGUCCUCUCCGGACACAACGGAGAGGUUAGCGUUCCCCGUUGGUGCCGAUCUGACCCUACUCGAAUCGUCACUUUGUCAGACGAUUCUCGGGCCUUUGUGUGGAACAUGUAUCCUGCACGUCGGUGUAUCCUUCCUCAACCGGGUGAACUGGCCGGUUUGGCGGAACGCCUGUCUCCGUCCGAAGGUCUUAUGAGUCCCGGUGAACAGGAGCGACGCAUUGUCCAAUCUCCUCGAUCCACACCGAAUCGUUCAGCACAGCAUGCUGUAGCGAGCGCUUUGGCAACAACUACCUCACCAUCUGCUGCUUCCGCCAGACGCCGCCAAUCCAACAUUCGGUGCUUCCUGAGCGCGAUUUCUCCACCCUGUUCAUCACAACAAAAUGGUUCGAAGCAGAUAGCGGUUGCAUCAUCUGUCCCUCCAGUACUGUGUUCCGGUCCUGCCGGUCGGCGCAAUGCGGCCACCCUUACCGAAACUUUGGGUGGGGUAGUUCAGAGAUUUCCCGGUCUUUCUGUCGGCCCCACAACAACAACCACAGGGAAUUCUACACCACCCCUUGGUUGCUACUCCCCCGCUGUGACUGUACGGAGCCCGUCGACACCGAAUUCGGCAAGGCAUCGCCGGCUACUCAGUCCAGAUCGAUUCUACUCGGAUGCCUCUGAUAUUGAAAACGUCAGCCCCAAUGUUCCUCUUCCGGUUCCAAUCCAAGCGAGUCUGCCGUUAGAUUGUGUGGACGGCCCGUUGGGUCUUACCCGAUCUCCUAUCCUGUGCUGUAGCACGAAUGCGCGCACCUUUCCUAGCACUCCGGAAACACCUCCGUCCGCCCCGUGUAUCCGACGGACACCGUUGGGUUUACAUCAAGCUCUGUUCCAUACUCCUCCAUCUCCUUCUCCUCAGCCGCGCUUGGAAAACCAGUCGCGUUCUUCCGUGAUCCCAAGAAAGCGGCCAAGUUUGUAUUUGGAUUCGGCUGCGGAAUCGAGGAUCGCAGAUCCCAAAUCACUUUGCAAACGACGUCGUCUGACUGUGUACGAGUCGGUCGAACGACGCAGUCCUUCUCAAAUUUCACAUUCGCCGAGCACACCGACUGUGAGUUGA
This is a messenger RNA of Echinostoma caproni, 1329 nucleotides long. NCBI's taxonomy places the organism in Eukaryota, Metazoa, Platyhelminthes, Trematoda, Plagiorchiida, Echinostomatidae. The record is from the annotation of a GenBank genome assembly.